Molecule: messenger RNA, 2410 nt
Organism: Cotesia glomerata
Lineage: Eukaryota; Metazoa; Arthropoda; Insecta; Hymenoptera; Braconidae
Product: fez family zinc finger protein erm-like
Exons: 2
Coding region: 605-1828 (407 amino acids)
Cellular component (GO): nucleus
Source: RefSeq, a predicted model, not a curated record
CAGCAUCAGAAAGUACUUCCAUCUCCAUCGGCGGUGACCAGCUAGCUAGCUGCUGGCUAGAUUGAGCUUUAGUCGCGCAACUAGGGCGCCCCCUUUGCCCUUUCGCGUUGCAUUGAAGAACCACGAGACACACGGGUUUUUCUCGUGCAAACACCACCCGAGACACCGAGUUUAAGGGUUCAACGAUCUUACCCGGGACCUCAUCAACUGCCUCUUGCUCGCUAGAUCUUGUCCCCGAGGAGACGAUCGUCAUUUUUUCGCCGGGGUUCACUUUACUGCAAGAUCGCCGACGGUCACGGUUUCUCUCAGUGAAGUGUCGUGAUGUUUUUUUUUAAUCAUCAUCAUCAUCAUUAAUUGUUGAAGAAGAAGACUUUAUAAUUUUUUGAAGUGAUUUUGAGAAAGAGGAGUGAUUUUAAAUCAAGAUUUGACAUUUUAAUCACAAGAUUUUUAGUCUUAGGUCAGGACAAAAUGAUAAAGUGGCCGGAUUUUUGGAACUGGCGACAGUGUUAUCAGUGACGGGGAUUGCUCAUUAGUUUUUUGAGUAGUGAUUGUGAUUACUGUGUAACGGGUCGAAGCAGAUAAAUUUUUUUGUAUAGAUAUCAAAAUGCAACCAUUGGAUCGUUCAACGACAACAAUGGCAGCUUCUGACACUCCACCAAGCCUUCUAGCCGGAACCGAGGACUCCAGAAGAAGUUCUCCAUCAUGCCGGAACCUCUCAACGUUGACCUUCUCUAUCGCAAAAAUCAUGGAGCCUGAUAAAAGGCUAUCAGAUUCGUGUUCAGCAGCGAUUCUAAGGCAGCCUGCACCAAGUAUUCCCUCAUUGACCUAUUCAGCGCACCUGGAAUCAGCGUUCAAGAAGUACGUACCGACUCUGCGCCAACAGACACUUCUCCAACACUACCCACUGCUGUACUACCACCCAAACCCGCUUCUAAGAGCCUUCCCAGGAGCUCCAGUCUCCAGCAACAGCACUCCCAUCAGCAGUCAUUCAACUUCGCCUCCAAUUUCCCCGACUCACACUCGCCUGGAAUCCAAUUCUGGUGAAAAAAAGUCCCCAGUAAGUCCUGCAGUGGCUCUUCCAAGUGCCUCUGUGGCUUCUUCUGGUGGAGCUCAAUCCGGAGGACAGGUUCGCGAAUUGGCUUCCGGAAAACAGAAAACCUUUGCCUGUCCAGAGUGUGGAAAGGUGUUCAAUGCUCACUACAAUCUGACCAGACACAUGCCAGUUCACACUGGAGCCAGGCCGUUUGUUUGUAAGAUAUGUGGCAAGGGAUUCAGACAAGCUAGCACACUUUGCCGGCACAAAAUCAUCCACACUGCUGAAAAACCGCACAAGUGCCAGACAUGUGGAAAGGCAUUCAAUCGGAGCUCAACGUUGAACACUCACACGCGCAUCCAUGCGAAUUACAAACCAUUUGUCUGUGAGUUUUGUGGCAAGGGGUUCCACCAGAAGGGCAAUUACAAGAAUCACAAAUUGACCCACAGCGGCGAGAAGGCUUACAAAUGUAGCAUAUGCAACAAGGCCUUUCAUCAGAUUUACAAUCUCACUUUUCAUAUGCACACGCACAAUGACAAGAAACCAUUCUCGUGCAAAAUAUGCGGCAAGGGAUUCUGCAGGAAUUUUGACCUCAAAAAACACAUGAGGAAGCUUCAUGAUUCUGUUUCGCCGGUAAUGAGUGCUGGAAGUCUCGCAAAUUCUGCGGGACAAACCCAUGUGGAGUCUUCUGGGUUCUCUGCGGUGCAUCAUUCUUCAGCAGGACACGCCUUUGUGAGUCCUUUUCUGCUGCCCUCUCCCGGGUCUCAAGCCAGCUACUUUUCGAAAAUGUUGUGACAGACUGAGAACUACGGCAGAAAACAGUGUCCUCUGUUUCUGGGAGCCAUGGGGUACACGGAAGGACAUCUGAGUCUUAAGUAAAAGGUGGAUUACUCUUACUGUUUAUCCUUCCACUGGCUGUUACAUUUCGAUUGGCUUCAAUUCAAAUAAGGAUCAGAGAGAUCAAAGAACUGGAAGAUAUAUUUAUAGUUUUCGGUUCGGUGGGCUCUUUGUUAAAGAGCUUCCGCGCUGGCCAACCGAAAAGUGUUAAAAUGUAUACCCCUUGGGAUUUCAAGAUGAGAGAUGAAAAAAGACAGGAUUUAGUGGCUUGAGGUUACUUUUUGAGAGGAAAGGACCAUCAGGGUUAAUAAUUAUUGAUACGUUGAGAAUUUUUGGAGGAAGUGAUCUGUGAAAGGUUCACUUUUGUGAUCAUUUUUGGAUUGAUGGGAAAAUUUAAUUGUUCAAGAGGUAAAAUUUUGAAUCAAGGACAUUUUUAUUAAUUUAGGUGUUUUUAAUCAAGCAGAAAAUUUCCGAUGAUCUAAUUAGCAAUUGGUCUAACUCCUUAUCGGCUGCCCAAUUUUAAAACACAGUAACUGACAA